Molecule: messenger RNA, 1020 nt
Organism: Aureobasidium uvarum
Lineage: Eukaryota; Fungi; Ascomycota; Dothideomycetes; Dothideales; Saccotheciaceae
Source: the annotation of a GenBank genome assembly
AUGAGAGGAAUUCAAGUCAAGGAAUAUCUUCAGGGUCCUCAAGACCUCAAAGUCACCGACCUUCCCGACCCGACUCCCAAACCCAACCAAUAUCUGAUCGCCGUUCAUGCUGCUGCCACAAACUUCUUCGACUUACUCCAGAUUCGUGGCAAGUACCAACAUCAACCGCCUUUACCAUGGGUGUCUGGUGCCGAGUUCUCUGGUGUUGUUCUCAAGGCCCCGCAGUCAUUGCCAGGAGGAAGAAAGCCUACCUUCAAAGAAGGUGACAAGGUCUUUGGUGCAUCCCAAGGUGCUUAUGCUACCAAGGUCUGCGCCACCGAGGAACAAUUGAGACCAAUGCCCAAGGGCUGGAGCUAUUUUGAGAGUGCUGGCUUGAUGGUUACUGCUCCCACCAGCUAUGCUGGUCUGGUAACAAGAGCUGGUAUCAAGAAGGGCGACUGGGUCUUGGUUCAUGCUGCUGCCGGAGGUGUCGGUCUCGCCGCAGUCCAGAUUGCGAAAGCUUUCGGCGCAACAGUAGUUGCCACGGCUGGCACACAGCACAAACUUGAUGUUGCAAAGUCGUUCGGUGCAGAUCAUCUGGUGGAUUACAGACAGAAGGACUGGCCGGACAAGGUUAAGAAGCUGACUCCCAAGGGUCGUGGUGUCGACAUUGUUUAUGAUCCUGUAGGACUUAUCGCUCAAAGCAUGAAAUGCACAGCUUGGAAUGGGCGACUGUUGGUCAUUGGCUUCGCGGCGGGUGAUAUCGAAAAGAUGGCCACCAACAGAAUCCUUCUCAAGAACGUCAGCGUUAUGGGUCUGCAUUGGGGUGCUUAUGCUACCAACGAGCCAGAGAUGAUCGAGGUAGUGUGGAAGGGCUUGUUCGAUCUCAUGGACAGUGGCAAGUUCCGCGGAACAUGCUAUACAGACAAGGAGUUUGUCGGACUCGAGAAGAUUCCCGAGGCGCUGAAAGCACUUGGAGCGCGCGAUACUUGGGGAAAGGUGGUGGUCAAGGUGCCGCAAGAAGGACAGAGCAAGCUAUAG